UCAAAAGCUCUGGAAUUUGCACAAUUUUUGAAGCCAAGUGUUUCAUACCAUUGUUUGCUGUGGAUUUUUGUGCAGUUCCGGGCUGCUUUCUGCAUUUGCAUUUCACCCUGCUUCUUAGAUCUGCACGCUUGCCUUGCAUUCUUGUAACACAUCCAGACCUGGUGCAUGUUAGAAUGACUGAACUAGUGGUACUCCAAGACACCUCCCCGGAGAGAGAUUAUCCUGCUGUUCCUUCUGUAAUAUCUGGAAAUGAUAAUCAUCCUCCUGUUGAUUCUGUAACAUCUGGAAAUGAUAAUUAUCCUGCUGUUGAUUCUGUAACAUCUGGAAAUGAUAAUUAUCCAGCUGUUGAUUCUGUAACAUCUGGAAAUGAUAAUUCUGCAAAAAGGAGUGCUGUGCACUGCAGAGGAGCUACUACGUUAGGUGUUAAAACUGUGCAAUUUAGGCUUGCUGCUAAGACGUGCAGUAUCCAAAAAAAGAGUUUACUGCGUUCCGGGAGAAAGAAGAAUACUUCAGUUUCCCGUGGUCGUAAAUCUAGUGUUGCGUUGGUUUCUAAGUUCUAUAGUCCUAAACAUGAUAGCAAUUUGUUGGAUCCUAUGGCUUAUGAUAGUGGACCUAAAUCUCGUAGGAAGAGUUCCAAACCAAGCAUCAAGGAACUAAGAUCUUCCUUGGAUAAAGAUAUUGGUUCACUGUGCUGCUCUGGGAAUAUUUUGGUUAUUGAACGGUACAAAGGUCACAGGGUAGAAGGUGCUAUUGUUCAGCUGGAAGGUUCUGCUUCAGAACGGUGGUCACUUUCAAUUAAGAAAGAUGGAAUAACACAAUAUAGCCUUACUCCAGGAAAAGCUAUGAGACCCUGUGGUUAUAAUCAUUUCACUCAUGACAUAAUAUGGACAGAAGAUGCUCGCAAAUGGAAACUAGAGUUCUUGGAUAGGCGAGAGUGGCUGAUCUUUAGGGAAUUAUACAGAGAAUGUUAUGAUCGUAACAAGCUGGUCCCUAUCGCUGAUAUUGUCCAUAUUCCUGGGGUCUAUGAAGUAUCAGAUUAUGCUGACACUGAGAGCAACAGCAUCCCUUUCAGGCGACCAAAUUCAUACAUCAGUAUGGAAGAAGAUGAGUUGUCUAGAGCUUUGGCAAAGCAGCGAGCAAACUAUGAAAUGGACUCUGAGGAUGAGGAGUGGCUCAGAAAGUUCAAUGAUGAGUCUUUGGUUGUGAAUGAGUACUGGGAGCAUGUCUCAGAUCAACAUUUUGAGGUAAUAAUCGAUGCUUUAGAGAAAGCCUCAUAUCUUAGACCAGAAGAUUUCUCUGAUGAGCGAGCAGCAGCCAAUCUUUGUUUGGAUCUAGAGCGAAAGGAGGUAGUUGAAGCUAUCCAUGGUUAUUGGAUGCAGAAAAGGAAGAAGAAAGGCACUGCACUUGUCAAGGUUUUCCAGCUUUAUCGGGCCCAGGAAGAUGAAGUUCUACCAAGGUCCAUUUCACUUAAGAGGUCAAUUAAUCGACAAGAAAGACGUGGUGGAAGAAGAAGGGGCCGAACUGCCAUCAAAGCAGGGAAGAAGGCUUCGGAAGGACAGAACUCGUCGUUGCUUGAAGUGCAAGAGGCCAAAGCUGCCGCUACGCCAUCCGCGCGUUCAGGAGUGAAGAAGCGUCGCAAAAUGAUGCUUUUGUCAGACAUCUUGGCCUCCCCAAUGAUGGCAGCAAAAGAACCUGCAGCAACGGCAGUAGAGGGGAAUGUAAAUGUUUUGGAAGAAGAAGAUUCAUUGAUCGAAGUCCAAGUCCAAUUCCAAUUCCAAGAAGCUGAAGGUGCGGCCAGUGAAUCUGUGGGUUUAGUGGUUGAUGAACGUCCGAAAAAGCAGCAGUUUAUGGGGACACCGAAGAAGCCACCAAAGGCCGCAAAGCGCCGAAAGGCUGCAGCAGAGAGCACAUUGACUAGACGUACAGCACAGGCGGAAAAUCUGGAAGCUAUGGGACCUUCGAAGUUGGAGAAUAUACUCGACAAAGCAUUUGCUGCAGCUGGUCGAUCUGCUGCUGCAGCACGUUGUAAGCGUCGGCAUGCACAGGCGAGACUGCAGCAUGCAGACUUGGCAACCUACAAAGCUACAAUGGCACUCAGAAAUGCCCAAGGGUUUGGAGUCAGAUGA
This is a messenger RNA of Diospyros lotus (date-plum), 2126 nucleotides long. RefSeq lists its product as uncharacterized. The record is from RefSeq and is a predicted model, not a curated record. Bases 174 to 2126 code for a protein of 650 amino acids. The transcript has 3 exons. NCBI's taxonomy places the organism in Eukaryota, Viridiplantae, Streptophyta, Magnoliopsida, Ericales, Ebenaceae. Gene Ontology annotation, biological process: regulation of transcription by RNA polymerase II. Gene Ontology annotation, cellular component: piccolo histone acetyltransferase complex.